UUUUCAGGUUAAAAAUUAGCAUGAAUAACAUAAAAAUAGUCACAAAUUACAUUAGUAUUUAUUUUCCCCUUUAAUCUGUGGUGAUUUCCAUUACCCAGAAGUUCUCCGUGACAGCCAUAAACACAUACAACAACAUAACUGGCAAAAUUCCGUCAAAAUCCUCACAUGGAUUGCUUGAAAAGAAUAGUCUAGAUGCCACACACGCGCGCCAACAAAAAGUCUAUUGCUAUCAAGUGAAAUACAAGUUAGUCCAAAAACACCAGAAAAGAGGAGAGGGGACAAAUAACUUACUGGUUGAAGGCAUACCUUGAAGAGGAGGAAAAAAAAAUCGCAAUUUUGCUGGGCAGCCAAUGACGAACGAUGAAAGUGGAUUGUUGAAGACUUGAAGCACCGCCACUCCACCUCCCUCUCCCGCGACGCCAACGUCCACUAAAGACCUUCAAAUUGAGUAAUGGCAGCAAGUGAUUUGCGUUUGGAAGCAGCCCAGAAUGCCAUAAACUCAAUUGGGUUGGGUUUUGACAUAACGCAAGAUAUAAGUUUUGACAACUGUAAGAAGGGUUCGAGGUUGAUAUUUGUCAAUGAGGAACAGUGCCGUCAUCUUGAGAUUCCUGGAGGGGUUUCAAUUCCAAAUGUCCCUAACUCCAUCAAAUGUGUCAGAGGAGAAUCAAUUAGAUUCGAAUCGGAUGUUCUCACCCGGGAUCAGAUGAUGGAGCACUUCAACCAGCAAAUGCUCCUUUCAGGAAAUCUUGCAAGUGGUCAUUUAUGUGCUUCAUUUGGGUUAUCUGAUCGAAGUAUAAAAGAUUUGGCUUCUAUCAAGUCUCUUGCUUAUGAUGGUUGGUUUAUCAAACGCUAUACCAUUGAAUUAGAAAGGCAUCACUGUAAAAUCCUUGAUCAGGUCGAAGAAGCAGUGCCAUCAUCAUGGGACCCUGAGGCACUGGCAAGGUUUAUACAACGUUUUGGAACUCAUGUCAUAGUUGGGGUGAGCAUGGGAGGGAAGGAUGUGUUAUACCUCAGACAAGAGGAUACAUCAUAUCUUGGUCCAACUAGUAUUCAGAAACUUUUGAAGGACACAGCUAGCAGGAAGUUCAAGGAUUCUGCAGAAAAUCAUAGCAUAGCUUCUGAAGAUUUAUUUAACGAAAAAAAUCUUUUUGUGAUACAUAGUAGGAGAGGUGGAAGCAUUCAAAAGAUGUAUCAUAGUGAAUGGUUGGAUACUAUUGACUCGGAACCUGAUGUAAUAUCAAUGCUUCUUCUCCCUCUGACAUCCCUUUGGAAUAGAAGCGGCAGAAAUGGAUUUGUGAGCCAUGCCAUAAAUCUCUAUCACCGUUACAAACCUCCAAUUGAAGACCUUCAUCAAUUUUUGGAGUUUCAGCUACCAAGACAUUGGGCACCUGUAGCUAGUGAGAUAAGCCUUGGUUCUCAUCAUAAGCAUCAAGUGAACACCUGGAUACGAUUUAGUAUCUUGGGUCCCAGGCUUUACAUAAAUACAAUUCCAGUGGAUGUAGGUAAUAGACCAGUGGUUGGGCUAAGAUUACAAUUGGAAGGGAGAAGCAGCAAUCGGUUGGCCAUUCAUCUGCAGCAUCUGGCUUCUCUACCCAAGUCCUUAUCAGUUUCUGACAACUCAAAUGCUUACUUGUCUUGUGACUCAUAUAACUGCAAUUUGCAUAAGAAAGUUAAAUGGAACUCCUUAUCAUAUGUUUGUACUGCUCCUGUUGAAUCGGAUGAUAGUGUUUCCAUUGUGACAGGAGCUCAAUUACAGGUUGAAAACAAGUGUCUCUUUUUAAGGCUAUGUUUCUCUAAAGUCAUUGGUGUCACUUUACGGAAGGCACCUGAGUGGGAUCAAUCCCCCAGUCUUGGCCAGUUCAGCAUCAAGACUUGGGGCAUCUUAACAACAUUUAUUUCCAAAGCGGAACAAAGGGAUCAUCCAAAGCCGGGUGAUGUAACCAUUGGUUCCAGUAUAUAUUCUGCUGCACGCCUUGCACCAGUGCGCACGCCUAAGCUUCUAAGGUUUGUUGACACAACGGAAAUUAUGCGAGGACCGGUAGAUACUCCCGGACAUUGGGUUGUAUCCGGAGCAAGGUUGCAUGUUCAGGAUGCCAAAAUAUAUUUGCAUGUUAAGUAUUCACUAUUUUCCUUUGCUAUGCAAACUGAAACUGGAGCUUCACAAGUACUUUAAUCAUCACUUCACCUUCCUUUUCUAUCAAAGGUGCUUCACUGUCUUGUUGCUUGCAUAGCUAAUUAACUUCUUUUGGUUA
This is a messenger RNA of Glycine soja, 2252 nucleotides long. RefSeq names its product MACPF domain-containing protein At4g24290-like. The record is from RefSeq and is a predicted model, not a curated record. The transcript has 8 exons. Bases 452 to 2173 code for a protein of 573 amino acids. Gene Ontology annotation, cellular component: plasma membrane. Gene Ontology annotation, biological process: plant-type hypersensitive response; regulation of salicylic acid mediated signaling pathway. NCBI's taxonomy places the organism in Eukaryota, Viridiplantae, Streptophyta, Magnoliopsida, Fabales, Fabaceae.